Messenger RNA from Cotesia congregata, 462 nucleotides. The record is from the annotation of a GenBank genome assembly. NCBI's taxonomy places the organism in Eukaryota, Metazoa, Arthropoda, Insecta, Hymenoptera, Braconidae.
AUGUUUGUCUGCAUAGAAGCCACACACAAGAAAAAGACUAGGAAGCUUCGUGGUCAUGUCAGCCACGGUCAUGGACGUAUUGGUAAACACAGAAAGCAUCCCGGAGGUCGUGGUAACGCUGGUGGUCUCCAUCACCACCGAAUCAACUUCGACAAAUACCAUCCCGGGUACUUCGGAAAGCUCGGUAUGAGAAAUUACCACGUUCGUAAAAACUCGACAUGGUGUCCAACUCUUAAUCUGGACAAAUUGUGGACGCUAGUCUCUGAACAAACCAGAUUGAGAUACAAAGACAACACGAACGGAAAAGUUCCAGUUAUUGAUCUUUCCAAAGCUGGUUACUACAAACUUUUAGGCAAAGGCCGUUUACCUGACCAACCCGUUAUUGUUAAGGCCAAAUUCUUCAGUAAAAAAGCAGAAGACAAAAUCAAGGCUAUUGGUGGUGCUUGUGUCCUCAGCGCUUAA